Molecule: messenger RNA, 3064 nt
Organism: Jatropha curcas
Lineage: Eukaryota; Viridiplantae; Streptophyta; Magnoliopsida; Malpighiales; Euphorbiaceae
Source: RefSeq, a predicted model, not a curated record
UUCUCUCUCUUGUAUACUAGUAUUGUGAUGGUUUUUAGAAGUUUCUUGUUUGGUUCCUCUUGUUGCUUUAUACCACUGUUCAAACCCAAAACCGGACCUUUUCUACUUCCUUCCUCUUCCUCCCCAUUUCGAAGAACAGAAGAAAGCAAUCCCAAUUGAAAUUCAAAUUCAAAUUCUUGCUUAGGGAGAGAGAUAGAUAUCUUAGUUAUCCUAUGGAAAAGGAACUACUUUUAUUUGUUCUUGAAGAAUUCUUUUUGGAAUCCCACAACUAGAAUUAGGGUUUUUUGUUGGCCAUCGCCUCCACUUCAAGGUCUUUGUAAUUAUUGAUAGUAGGUUAUCUGAAUUAGAUGGCUGAAGGUUGGGAUUCAAGUUAUGACCCUGGUAGCCAGUCGGAGGACAGUUAUCAGUUUGAGAGACAGUAUAUAGAACCUAUUUAUGAUACAUUUGUUUGCCCAUUGACAAAGCAAGUCAUGCGCGAUCCUGUGACCUUGGAAAAUGGGCAAACAUUUGAACGUGAAGCAAUAGAAAAGUGGUUUAACGAAUGCAGGGACAGUGGGAAGAAAUUAACUUGCCCCUUGACACAAAAAGAACUAAAAAGUACUGAACUAAACCCUAGCAUAGCUUUGCGGAACACCAUUGAAGAGUGGACUGCUAGGAAUGAAGCUGUUCAGCUAGAUAUGGCUCGGAGGUCAUUAAAUCUGACUAAUCCUGAAAGUGAUGUUUUGCAAUCUUUGAAGUAUGUUCAGUAUAUCUGCCAGAAGAGCAGAUCAAAUAAGCAUGUUGUGCGCAAUGCUGAGUUGAUACCUAUGAUUGUUGACAUGUUAAAGAGUAGCAGCCGCCGAGUUCGGUGUAAAGCAUUAGAAACUCUUAAAACUGUGAUAGAGGAAGAUGUCGAUAAUAAGGCAAUAUUGGCGGAAGGUGACACUGUGCGAACAAUAGUUAAGUUAUUGUCACAUGAGCAAUCCAAAGAAAGGGAGGAAGCUGUCUCAUUGCUGCAUGAGCUCUCUAAAUCUGAAGCCUUGUGUGAGAAGAUUGGUUCAAUCAAUGGAGCAAUUCUUAUAUUGGUUGGAAUGACAAGCAGCAAAUCAGAAAACCUUUUAACUGUUGAAAUGGCUGAGAGAACCCUUGAAAAUCUGGAAAAGUGUGAGAACAAUGUUCGGCAGAUGGCUGAAAAUGGUAGAUUACAGCCUCUUUUGAAUCAGCUUCUUGAAGGUCCUCCGGAAACCAAAUUAUCCAUGGCUUCAUAUCUUGGUGAACUAGUUUUGAACAAUGAUGUGAAAGUCCUUGUGGCUCGCACUGUUGGUUCAUCCCUAAUCAAUAUAAUGAGAAGCGGUAACAUACAGUCAAGGGAAGCUGCUUUGAGAGCUUUGAACCAAAUUUCAUCUUGUGAGCCGAGUGCCAAGGUGUUGAUUGAAGCAGGGAUUCUUCCUCCUCUUGUUAACGACCUCUUUACGGUUAAUCAGCUUCCAAUGCGACUGAAAGAGGUCUCAGCAACAAUUCUUGCCAACAUUGUGAGCUCAGACUAUGAAUUUGAGUCAAUUUCUGUCGGGCCGAACCAUCAGACUCUGGUCUCAGAAAACAUAGUACAUAACCUUCUCCAUCUAAUUAGCAACACUGGUCCAGCUAUUGAAUGCAAACUUCUCCAAGUUCUUGUUGGACUUACUAGUUCCCCUGCUACUGUUCUAAAUGUUGUUACUGCUAUUAAAAGUUCUGGUGCUACAACCAGUUUGGUUCAGUUUAUUGAAGUCCCCCAGAAGGAUCUGCGUUUAGCUUCUAUAAAACUCCUUCAGAACCUCUCUCCCCAUAUGGGUCAGGAAUUAGCUAAUGCCCUUCGAGGCUCAGUUGGCCAGCUUGGCAGCCUAAUUAAAGUCAUAUCAGAAAACAUAGGAAUCACAGAAGAGCAGGCUGCUGCCGUUGGUCUUUUAGCUGAACUUCCAGAGAGGGAUUUGGGCCUUACACGUCAGAUGCUAGAUGAAGGGGCCUUUCAGUUAAUCUUCUCUAGAGUAGUGAAGAUCCGUCAAGGGGAGACUAGAGGUAUCCGUUUUGUGACACCAUAUUUAGAAGGGCUUGUACGGGUUCUUGCAAGGGUUACGUUUGUUUUAGCUGAAGAGCCUGAUGCCAUUGCAUUCUGCCGUGAGAACAACCUUGCUGCUGUGUUCAUUGAACUGCUUCAGUCCAAUGGACUUGAUAAUGUGCAGAUGGUUUCUGCCAUGGCAUUGGAGAACUUGUCUCAGGAGUCCAAGAAUUUAACAAAAUUGCCUGAGUUGCCCCCAUCUGGAUUUUGUGCUUCAAUCUUUCCUUGUUUUAGCAAACAGCCUGUCAUAACUGGAUUGUGCCGGCUUCAUCGCGGAACAUGUUCAUUAAAAGACACAUUUUGUCUUUUGGAAGGGCAGGCUGUUGAGAAACUGGUUGCACUUUUAGACCACACAAAUGAGAAGGUAGUUGAGGCAGCACUUGCCGCUAUAUCUACUUUGCUGGACGAUGGUGUUGAUAUUGAACAAGGGGUGAUGGUGUUGUGUGAAGCAGAGGGGGUUAAACCUAUACUUGAUGUGUUGCUUGAGAAACGGACAGAGAAUCUAAGGAGAAGGGCAGUAUGGGCUGUCGAGAGACUUUUACGAACUGAGGAUAUAGCAUAUGAAGUUUCUGGAGAUCCAAAUGUCAGUACUGCACUUGUUGAUGCCUUUCAGCACGCUGACUAUCGAACCCGGCAAAUUGCUGAGCGUGCAUUGAAACAUGUUGACAAGAUACCAAAUUUCUCAGGUAUCUUUCCAAACAUGGCAUAGGCCACUUUCAGUCAAUCUGUGCACAAAAUUGAUCAGUGGAAGGACAUGUAUGUAAUUCAUCCUUCGUCCUGAGCGGUUUGAUGUGGCUACAUUUUGCAAAAUAGGUAGAUAUAUUGUUGUAAAAAAGAUUUUGUUCGUUUGUUGUCAAUGAUGCUCUUUCUUUUACCUUAAAAUUCUCGUGGUUGCAUAUAUUGUACUUUUGCAUAGGGAGUGAAUUAUUGGUUUUUAUGAUGCUUCGCAAGCAUCCAUCAAUAAUUAAUAACUGGGACAUUCUAUUCUCU